Messenger RNA from Sesamum indicum (sesame), 2188 nucleotides. Lineage: Eukaryota; Viridiplantae; Streptophyta; Magnoliopsida; Lamiales; Pedaliaceae. The record is from RefSeq and is a predicted model, not a curated record.
CGUUACUAUGUAAUUAUUGCUUUUGAAUCUAAAACUACAGUUAAUUAAUGCUUAAUUAACUUCAAAUUUGCAUCACACUUCAUUUAUGCACCCUGCAUUGUGUAUAUAAUGUCCUGGAAUUCAAUCAUUUAUUUCUUUAUUGCGUUUAUUGUCUGUUUGUUUCUUGAGAUGGGCAUUCUUGAAUCUGAAUGCUUCUUGUGAAAGUUUUGAACUUUAUUGCUUAGUUACUCCAGUUGUUGCUGUACUCAAGUGGGGCUCUUUUUGAAAUUUGAGAAGCUGCGGGGAAUUUUCUGGACCGUGCUGAGAUUUAUUUUUUUCUUCUUAAUUAUUCUCGAUUUUGUGGGUUUUUAGAUUUGGAUUAGGAGUUGGGUUCGUAAGUUCUUUCCUUUUCUACAAUUUCCUGGACAAAAGGGACCUUUUUUUUUGUGAAUUUUACCUUGUUUGGAUUUAUGUAACUUGAUAAUUUGGUACCUUUCGUGGGUUCGCCUCACAAUUUGAUCCCAAGGAGGCAUAGUGUGGAAAUGCCUUAGAAUUUAUGUUGAGGGAGAAGAUUUGUGGGAUAAUCCCAAAUGUUAAAAAUAUUGAUGGGAAUCAUUGGGUGGUGGAGGAUAUCUUUUUCUCUGUAACUUAUUUCUGGAAGCUGUAAGUCGAGAAAAAAGGUUUCUGAUUCUGAAUCCAAGGGUGUACGAUGAGGGCAACAUAGGAAAUGUUGAAAGUUGGUUAUAAAUUUCCUUCACUGGCUGGCCAAUUUUUUACAAGAGAGGUGUCGGAGAUAGUUCAAUAAUUAGCUGUCACAGUGACAUCUGUUUCCUUCAUUUUCCGGCGUAAUUAAUAACAUUGAAGGAGUUUAUUAGGACUUUGGUGCUAUUUUCCGCCUGUAGCGGAAACAGAAACAAUGGGCCAUUCUGCAGCCGUUUGGGACCAUAGAGCUUCACUUGAAUUGACGAAGGACUGGAAUGGGAUUGACCAAGUUGUACUUCGCAAUCCUCAAGGCGCUUCAGCACGAGUCAGUCUGCACGGUGGACAAGUUAUCUCGUGGAGGAAUGAUAGAGGCGAAGAACUUCUGUUCACCAGUAGUAAGGCCAUCCUUAAGCCUCCAAAAGCAAUGAGAGGAGGAAUCUCUAUUUGCUUUCCUCAGUUUGGAAACUGUGGUUCCCUUGAGCAGCACGGAUUUGCAAGAAGCAAAAUUUGGACAAUUGAGGAUGAUCCUCCUCCAUUACAUCCAAAUGAUUCUCUUGGUAAAUCCUUCAUUGACUUACUACUCAAACCAGCUGAAGAAGAUCUGAAGUUCUGGCCUCAUGGAUUUGAAUUUCGUCUUCGAGUCUCUCUGGCAUCGGAUGGAAACUUGAUAAUGAUAUCUCGCGUCAGAAACAUAAACGGCAAACCUUUUAGCUUCUCAUUUGCGUAUCAUACACACUUUUCUGUUUCUGACAUAAGUGAAGUGAGGGUAGAAGGCUUAGAAACUCUGGAUUACCUAGACAACCUCUGCCAGAAGGAACGUUUUACAGAGCAAGGUGAUGCCAUAACAUUCGAAUCAGAGGUAGAUCGUGUUUACUUAAGCUCUCCCCGGUGUGUUGCUGUUCUGGAUCAUGAGAGGAAACGAACAUAUGUGAUGAGAAAGGAAGGGCUACCAGAUGUUGUUGUGUGGAACCCAUGGGAGAAAAAGUCAAAAGCAAUGACAGAUUUUGGUGACGAAGAAUACAAACAGAUGCUAUGUGUAGACGCAGCAGCAAUAGAAAAGAACAUCACUCUGAAACCAGGAGAAGAAUGGACAGGACGUGUGGAGCUUGCAGCCGUACCCUCGAGCUUCUGCAGUGAUGACCUUGAUCCGCAUCUCAAUUUUUUCUGAUGCAUUAUAUUUUCCUGCAACUAGUUAGCAAAUCCUCCAAUAUUAUGGAAGCCUGUGGUUUUUAGAUAUGGCUGCUAUUUGUUUAUCUAAAAGCUGUGAGGUACUUUUAGGUGUGUUUUCCUGCUGGCCUUGUUUUUGAUUUGUGCAAAGCAUUAUCUUUUCUCUUUGAUGCUUUUUUGAAGCCUUGACAGUCGUAUAAACUGCAAAUCUGGCAAGGCACUUUCUCUUUUUGGAAAAUGUAUGUGUCUUGAUUCAAGAGUAGUUGUACGAUGAUUUCUCAUAGCUCCUGUCAGGUGCUCCAUUUGAAGAAAGAAAUGUGUUCAAAGUUCUAAAGCAGAA